AUUUAAGAGGCGCAAUGCUGAAGUCAUGCGUUGCUCUUUCUUCUCGAGGAAUACUCUGAAAAAAAACCCCAACUCUUAUUUCAUAUUUCAAAGCAUUUGAGCAUGAAAAUUGAAAUCACAUCUAGAAGAUGGAUCACUCCAUCAUCUCCAACUCCACCCCACCUUCAAAGCUUGAAAAUAUCAAGUUUUGACCAGCAUGGUCAGAAUCAUUACGUGCCUAGCUUCUACUUCUACCCAGCUAAUGAAGAAGAAUGUGGCGUAAUCAGCAAUGCAGAGAAAAGUUUGCGGUUACAGAAAUCAUUGUCUGAGGUCUUAACGCUAUAUUAUCCAUUCGCAGGAAGAUAUUCGAGUGAUGAACCCUUAAUUGAAUGCAAUGAUAAGGGAGCCGAGUAUUUGGAAGCCCAAGUAGCUGGCUCUCUCUCUCAACUCCUCAGCGAUGAAGAGCUCGAGACCCAGUUGCAGAAUCACUUUGUUCCACCAAUGUUCGAUCCUAUUAGUAGCCCUCCGCUAGUUGUUCAAUUCAACAGGUUUGAGUGUGGUGGAAUUGCUAUAGGUGUAUCUAUGACACACAAGAUGGUCGAUGCAUUCUCGGCAUUUGGAUUCAUUACGGCAUGGGCAACUGCGUGCCGAAUAGGGAUCGACAAGGCAUGCCCUCCAAGUUUCGAAUUGGGUUCCAUUUUCCCACCAAGAGAUGCAUUUAGAAUCGAGAAUUGGGAACGUAAAGCUACAGCUGCAAAUAAGAUUGUCACAAAAAGGUUUGUGUUUGAUGCUGUAGCAAUAUCAAAUUUGAAAGCUGCUGUUAGUGCCAGCGCUAGAAAUAACAGUUCAGAGUUGCCGAAACAACAAAUCACAAGAGUAAAGGUUGUGGCGGCACUCAUAUGGAGGAGUUGUAUUAGGGUGUCUCAAGCUGUACAUGGCCGAAUGAGACCUUCCAUCUUCAAAGUUCCUAUCAAUCUGCGAGGAAAGACAAACCUUCCUAUACCAGAGAACGCUUGUGGAAACUUUGUAGGUUGGUCAGCUUCCCAUUUUAUGCCCAAUGAUGAGGGCGAGGUGAAAAUUCACGAGUUAGUAAGUCGGAUCCAUGAUGGCAUUGAACAAACUCUCACAAAUUACGCGAAAGCUUCAAGUUCUGAUGAAUUUUUUAUCAUGGUGAUGAACGGCUUUCGAAAGCUAGAUGAAGCAUUGAAGCAAAUUGAACAACAAGAUGUCUAUUUGUUUUCUUGCUGGUGUCGGUUCCCUAUGUAUGAAGCAGAUUUUGGUUGGGGAAAGCCCACUUUGGUGAGUAAAGGUGUGCAGACUCGCAAAGAGAUGAUUUUGUUUUUUGACACGAAAGAUGGUAAUGGAAUUGACGCGUGGGUGAGCUUGGAAGAAAACAACAUGCUUCUUUUUAAACAAGAUCCUGAUCUUUUAGCUUUCACUACCUAAGAACAUCAUCGGUUUCUUCUUCACAUGGUAUAUGUAAUGUUGAUUUGUAUGUCCAGUUUGCGUAACUCGUGUUUGUAGUUGCUUGUGCUCCCUGCCUUUGAAUUUGCUUUGUAUGUCUAAUCAGUUUUUUUUUUCUUUUGUUUUUGCAAUUCUACCAGUACAAUUUUCUUUACUAUAACUAGCUAAUGUUUCUUCUUCAGUUACAUGUGAUGAGUAUUAAAAUUCAAUAUAUUUAGAAAUAAGAUUGGUGUAUUAUAUGUUUAA
This is a messenger RNA of Populus nigra (black poplar), 1689 nucleotides long. Its product is annotated as stemmadenine O-acetyltransferase-like. Lineage: Eukaryota; Viridiplantae; Streptophyta; Magnoliopsida; Malpighiales; Salicaceae. The record is from RefSeq and is a predicted model, not a curated record. Bases 103 to 1425 code for a protein of 440 amino acids. The transcript has a single exon.